AUGGACGCCACCAGCAGCAGCAGCAACGCUUCUGCACAGCCGAACCAAGCGCCGCCUACCGCUGCUGACAGCAGCAGCAGGACAUCGCAGACUCCGCAAUUCUUGUUGCAUACUACCCAUGGAAGCACCAAUAACCCGCUGAGUAUGGGUGGGGGCGGAGACGGUGGGGAUGAAGCCGCGGGUGGGAGAUCGGGUGGUGGGCGGAAACAAGCUUACAAUCCGUUGGGCGAUGAAGACCCACAGCGCAAACGUUCGGCGUCGGAUGCGUUCCAGGAUCUUGGCCCUCCUUUGACUUCGGAGGGCAACGCGAGGCGUGUGAGGAGUGGUGGAAGCAUUUCUCGACGCGAUUUUGGGGAUCGUUCUGAUUUGGGACCCUCUGCGUCCGCUGACUUGUGGUAUCGCGACCAGUCGCAAUUGCAUACAGGAGCGGGGGAUUCUUUGCCAAUGUAUGGGCACCCGCUUCAGCAGUAUUCGACGCUCCGAGUAAGUCCCGGAACAACAACCUUCCGCGCAUCAGGGCACGCGGCUCCCGAACACGACACCUUCCAUCGCAUGGACCUCCGCGCCCUCUCGCAACCGAACUAUCCUCCUCAGCAGCGACAAUCCUUCCCAUCCAUGUACUCAACGUACAGCGCGGCUGGAGAAAGCAGCUCCAAUCUCCUGUACGGUACGGACUACGGGGCAGCCCAGCAACGCCAAGCAGCAGUUCUUCCAUCAUACCGCGACAUGCAACGCGGCGCCGAAGCCCUCCGCCCAGAUCCCCUCGCCGGACUCGCCAAACAGCCCACCAUCAGCGACAUCACCCACACCUCUACUACGUGGACACGUCCUGAGUCGUCAACCUCCGUCUUACCUCCAGGUGAGAUCCCAGACCUCGACGCCGUCCGACGCGUCAAAGGUCUUCGCCACUUCAGCAAAUGUGUGGCGGAUAAGGUCAAAAAGAAGGGCGCGACCACAUACAACGAGGUGGCCGAUGAGCUGGUGGAGGAGUUUACCACCCAGGCGCGGAAUGCCGAUGCGUUUGAUCAUAAGAAUAUCCGGAGACGUGUUUAUGACGCGUUGAAUGUGCUUAUGGCUAUGGGGGUUAUUGUGAAGGAUCGGAAGGAUAUUAGGUGGACGGGUGUUCCGACUAAGACUUCGUUUGAGGACGACAUUGAGGCUUUGAAGACACGCAACGCCGAACUCACAGCCCAAACCGAACUCGAACGCAAAGCCCUCGCAGAAACCACCCGCAAACACCGUCUUUUCAAAGCCCUCGUGCAACGCAACUCCAAACUGCCCCCCCAACCCCCGCAACCCACCCCCUCACAACCAACCAAUAUAUCCACCCCAUCAUCACCCAUCAUCCGCCUCCCCUUCCUCCUCGUCUGCUCCAACAAAGCCGCCACAGUCGAACACGAAAUCACGCAGAAGAAUAAAAGCUGCGUUGUGAGGGUCAACGGGCCCUCCCUACUUCUCGAAGAUGUCGAUAUCAUCGCGAGAGUUCUGUCGGCGGGGAGUGUGGGCGGAACUACACCGAAGAUGGCGACCGGAGAGCGACGUGAGGCUGUUAGCCUGCAGGUACCGGGCGGGUCGAGGGGGGAGUAUACGAGGGCGUCGAUUCAGUUUCCGAAACCGGCUGAGGCGGUGGAGUCGGGGGAUGGGGGUAAUAUUUGA
Fimicolochytrium jonesii is the source of this 1656-nucleotide messenger RNA. RefSeq names its product E2F/DP family winged-helix DNA-binding domain-containing protein. Gene Ontology annotation, biological process: regulation of cell cycle; regulation of transcription by RNA polymerase II. The transcript is spliced from 4 exons. Lineage: Eukaryota; Fungi; Chytridiomycota; Chytridiomycetes; Spizellomycetales; Powellomycetaceae. The record is from RefSeq and is a predicted model, not a curated record. Gene Ontology annotation, cellular component: transcription regulator complex; nucleus. Gene Ontology annotation, molecular function: RNA polymerase II transcription regulatory region sequence-specific DNA binding; DNA-binding transcription factor activity, RNA polymerase II-specific. The coding region runs from base 1 to 1656 and encodes 551 amino acids.